Molecule: messenger RNA, 1125 nt
Organism: Hirsutella rhossiliensis
Lineage: Eukaryota; Fungi; Ascomycota; Sordariomycetes; Hypocreales; Ophiocordycipitaceae
Product: taurine catabolism dioxygenase tauD, tfdA family domain-containing protein
Exons: 3
Coding region: 1-1125 (374 amino acids)
Cellular component (GO): cytoplasm
Molecular function (GO): 2-oxoglutarate-dependent dioxygenase activity
Source: RefSeq, a predicted model, not a curated record
AUGGCGCCCUCACUUGUCGGGACAACCACUGAGGUCACGACUUCUUCCACUUACAAGCUCACAUUCGGCAAGUACAAGGAGACGGACGGCACCUCAAUCGACAGAGAUGUAGAAACGGGCAAAAAGGGCAACAAUGCCGCCAAGUACCUUCACUACUUGCCUACCUGGAACCCCGAGGAGAGAUACCCCCCUCUCGAGCCCUUUGAACACUACGAACACGGCAAAGAUGCCGACCCGUCUUUUCCCAACCUGCUGCCGCCGGGCACCUCCGUCACGGACCUCACCCCGACCAUCGGCUCCGAGGUGAAAGGGAUCCAGCUGUCCUCGCUCAGCGACGCCGGCAAGGACGAGCUCGCACUAUACGUGGCACAGCGCAAGGUUGUUGCCUUCCGGAACCAAGACUUUGCCGACCUCCCCAUCUCCGAAGCCCUCCAUCAUGGCUCCUACUUUGGCCGACACCACAUCCACCCGACAUCGGGAGUGCCAGAGGGCUAUCCCGAGAUCCAGCUCGUGCACCGCGGCGAGGGUGACAAGGCCAAGGAGGAGAUGCUUCGGUACCACACGACCACGGUGGCCUGGCACUCGGAUGCCACGUACGAGCAGCAGCCUCCCGGCACAACGUUCCUCUACAUCCUGAACAAGCCGGACACCGGAGGCGACACGCUUUUUGUCGACGCCGUCCAGGCCUACAGGCGUCUGAGCCCGCUCUUCCAGGAGCGUCUUCACGGCUUAAAGGCCACGCACUCGGGCAUUGAGCAGGUCAACGCCGCCGCCAUCAGGGCCAGCAUCAAGAGACGAGAGCCCGUCGUCAACGAGCACCCGAUUGUGCGGACUCAUCCGGCAACGGGAGAAAAGGCUCUCUUUGUCAACGAUCAGUUUACACGCGAGAUUUUAGGGAUGAAAAAGGAAGAGUCCGACGCCAUCCUCCAGUUCCUCUACAACCACAUGGCCUUUGGUGCCGACUUCCAGGCCCGGAUCAAGUGGGAGGAGGGAACGGUGGUCGUAUGGGACAAUCGGGUAACCCAGCACACUGCUCUGGCCAACUGGGAGAAUGGACAGAGGCGUCACCUUGCACGCAUCACGCCACAGGCCGAAAGGCCAUAUGAGACGCCUUUUGAUGGCUAA